Paramacrobiotus metropolitanus is the source of this 1692-nucleotide messenger RNA. Its product is annotated as probable mitochondrial glutathione transporter SLC25A40. The transcript has 7 exons. The record is from RefSeq and is a predicted model, not a curated record. Bases 291 to 1427 code for a protein of 378 amino acids. Gene Ontology annotation, biological process: mitochondrial transmembrane transport. NCBI's taxonomy places the organism in Eukaryota, Metazoa, Tardigrada, Eutardigrada, Parachela, Macrobiotidae.
CAGUGUGAGACUGAGUUAUCAAUGAUCACGUUAAUAUCAGUUAAUUUUAACAUUUUUUAUAAUUUAUGAGCCAUAUUUUUUAGCAAAUGUUUCGCGAAUUUUAUGCGUCCGUGUACGUCCGAAUGUGAUAUUAUUUCUGAAUUUUCUGAUGAGAGUGGGAGAUAUUGCACAAGUCAAAUGUUAUACGGCGCACCGUUAUGGUGGAACUUGAUCGUCAUAAGCAGCCCCCGAGCUCAAUGUAAACCUUUGCAUAAUUGUGUGGAACUCGCACGAAUUUGAACGUUCCCGUCAUGGCGACCAACGGAAUCACUUCCACGCAGCAGAUUAUUGCAUCGUCUACUGGGGCUAUGCUAACUUCCUUGUUCACAACACCACUCGAUGUAGUCAAAGUUCGUCUACAGAGUCAGGUGAAGCUCACAUCUCCCCUCUCCCAGCAAUUAUACUGUGAGACCUAUUGUACCGGCUUACUUAACCAUGUUUGCGGCCGCCAGAGUGCAGUGGCCGCUUAUCCCGGCGAAGAACCCUUUUCAGCCAGAAAUCACGGAAGGAUAGCGACUCCGCGUUUUACGGGAACAAUCGAUACUCUAGUGAAAGUAGCUAGGCAGGAAGGCGUUCUCACGCUAUGGGCUGGACUUCCGCCAACCUUAGUCAUGACAGUUCCUGCAACGGUGUUAUAUUUUACCACAUAUGAAAAAUUAAAAGAGCAGUUAUCAAAGAGCAGAUACACGGAUUAUGGACUGGUUCCUAUUUUUGCUGGGGCUUUGGCAAGAAUAUGUGCCGUUACCGUUAUCAGUCCCAUCGAACUGAUUAGGACCAAAUUACAGUCUGAAAAACUGGAUUAUUAUUAUAUCUGGAGAGCCGUAAAGGCUACAGUUAAGAAGGAAGGCAUUCUGUCGCUAUGGCGUGGAUGGGGACCGACUAUUCUGCGAGACGUCCCAUUUUCGUGCAUUUAUUGGUUCCAUUAUGAAACGUUUAAGAAAAUGGUUCUGAAGCGCAAGCAGUCUUCUGAGCUUCCUGUGAUUUGGGCCUUCGCAUCCGGUGCCGCGGCUGGAACGAUAGCCGGUGUUACCACACUUCCAUUUGACGUGGUCAAAACGCAUAGACAAAUUGAGCUCGGGGAACUAUUGUCCGUUCGUCCCACAGUACGGAAACAACCGACCACCACUCUCGCACUGAUGGUAAAUCUCUACAAGCAGCGUGGUAUCAAAGCCUUAUUUUCCGGUGUGGCUCCGCGAGUCGCCAAAGUUGCUCCGUCCUGUGCCAUUAUGAUAAGCAGUUAUGAGUUUUUCAAGAACUACUUCCGAAAGAAAAAUCAGGGAAUGGCUAACGACGUGCCUUCGCAUCACAAUGUUUUGAUGUUACAAAAACCGAUUAUCUCGUCUGCAAAUAAGUUAGAUGAAUCCGAUGAUAAACGUGGUAAACACUGACUGAAGUCAUUGAAGUUGAAGUAUUUAUCAUUAAGCUGUUCAUGCUUUUCUUUUGGUACAUGAUGAAGGCCAAAAGAACUUUAAGGAAGGUCUGUAAAUGACCUACUCUGUACUUGUGGUUUAUGGUAUGAAAAAUCCUAAAAAUUAUGCUGAUUUUGCAUCCGGCCGGCAUUCUUUUAGUCGGUCUUGUAUUCCUGUGACAUAAGUCAGUUAAAAACAAUAAAUCAUUGUUUCCUAGAAAAAGAGUAAUUUCAUAGCAGUGUAC